CCCGGCUAGCAGGACAGGUAGCCCCGCAGCACCAAGCUAGCAGGUCACCAGCAGGUCACCAGCCACUAACUAACCAGCACUAACUAACCAGCACUAACUAGUUGUCCCCGGAGCACCAUGGAGCUGUAGAGACUCCCGUACCCGUUGUUUGACAGCUCGUCGCCCGGAUGGAGGCAGCUACAGCCCGGCUCCAGGUGAGCUCCCCCGGCCGCGGACACGGAAUGGCGGAUCUCUGUCUGGCAGCGGCGUGUCUCUGAGGUCCACGCCGGCCCAGAGGACCCGCGGAGCCGCCACAGCGAGCGGGAGGUACCGGUAGAGAGAGGCCGGAGAGGAGGAGGCAGCAGGCGGGAGGAGGUGCACCAGUCCCCGGCUGUGGAGCGAGGCAUGAGGAGGACGCAGAACACGAACAAGAGGAAACUGAGCACCAUGGAGCCGCAGGAGGACCGAGAUGCGAAGGAGUUUGCGCCCCCCCCUCCGCUCCUCUUCAGGAAGAUGAGCAAUCCCGACCUGUCGCCGGCGGCAACCGCUGCUUCGAAAUCCAAACUGUACCGACAGCUCAGCCAGGACGAGAGCCGGGUCCGACGCAGCAGCAUGGCCAUGACCGGUAAGCAGCUGCUGCCUCUGUCCAACAGUCUUCAUGCCGGGGUGAGUCAGCUGGCCUGGCAUGCGCCGGCUGGAGCCUGCGGGGGGGCGGGAGGUGGAGCUCCUGCAGGAGGACUGGAGGCCAACAACCUGGUCCGGAUGAGGAGUCAGACCCUGGGACAGUCUGCUCCGUCCCUCACCGGACUGAAGGAGCUGAGUCUUCCCAGAAGAGGAAGCUUCUGCCGGACCAGCAACAGGAAGAGCCUGAUCGUGACGUCCAGCACCUCCCCCACCCUCCCCCGACCACACUCACCUCUGCAUGGACACACAGGAACCAGCCCACUGGACAGUCCUCGCAACUUCUCCCCCAACACAGCGGGACACUUCUCCUUCGUCCCUGCACGCAGUCACGGACACAGGGCUGACAGGACGGAUGGAAGACGCUGGUCUCUGGCCUCGCUGCCGUCCUCUGGCUAUGGCACCAACACUCCCAGCUCCACUGUCUCGUCCUCCUGUUCAUCUCAGGAGAAGCUGCACCAGCUGCCCUUCCAGCCCACGCCGGACGAGCUGCACUUCCUCACCAAGCACUUCAGCUCGGAGAGCAUCACGGACGAGGACGGACGCCACUCCCCCAUGAGGCCGCGCUCCCGGAGCCUCAGUCCCGGCCGCUCGCCCAUUUCCUUCGACCAUGAGAUCGUGAUGAUGAACCAUGUUUACAAGGAGCGGUUCCCCAAGGCCACGGCUCAGAUGGAGGAGCGCCUGGCGGAGCAGCUCUGCUCCUCGGCCCCGGACAAGGUGCUGGCCGACGGGGUCCUGAGCUUCAUCCACCACCAGCUGCUGGAGCUGUCCAGGGACUGCCUGGAGAAGAGCACCGAAGGUCUCAUCACCUCCCGCUACUUCUACGAGCUGCAGGAGAACCUGGAGAAGCUGCUGCAAGACGCUCACGAGCGCUCGGAGAGUGUGGAGGUCACGUUCGUCACGCAGCUCGUCAGGAAGCUGAUGAUCAUCAUCGCCCGGCCGGCGCGGCUGCUGGAGUGUCUGGAGUUUGACCCGGAGGAGUUCUACCACCUCCUGGAAGCAGCUGAAGGUCAUGCUAAGGAAGGUCAGGGCAUCAAGUCCGACAUCCCCCGGUACAUCAUCAGCCAGCUGGGCCUCACCCGGGACCCCCUGGAGGAAAUGGCCCAGCUGAGCAGCUAUGACAGUGGGAACCCGGAGACCCCCGAGACGGACGUGGACCUGGUGGACAAUCAAGGGAACUCAGUCCCAGCUGCUCCGACUCAGCCCAAAACCAAACCCCCCCGAGAGGAAGACUUUGAGACCAUCAAGCUCAUCAGCAACGGAGCUUAUGGUGCUGUGUUUCUGGUGCGGCACAGAGAGUCCCGGCAGCGAUUCGCCAUGAAGAAGAUCAACAAGCAGAACCUGAUCUUGAGGAACCAGAUCCAGCAGGCCUUCGUGGAGCGGGACAUCCUGACCUUCGCCGAGAACCCGUUCGUGGUCUCCAUGUUCUGCUCGUUCGAGACCAGACGCCACCUGUGCAUGGUGAUGGAGUACGUGGAGGGGGGCGACUGUGCCACGCUGCUGAAGAACAUCGGAGCGCUCCCGGUGGACAUGGCUCGGAUGUACUUCGCCGAAACCGUCCUCGCACUCGAGUAUCUUCACAACUACGGCAUCGUGCACAGAGACCUGAAACCCGACAAUCUUCUCAUCACGUCCAUGGGACACAUCAAGCUCACGGACUUCGGCCUCUCGAAGAUCGGUUUGAUGAGUUUGACCACGAACUUGUACGAAGGACACAUCGAGAAGGACACCAGAGAGUUCCUGGACAAACAGGUGUGCGGGACCCCCGAGUACAUCGCCCCCGAGGUGAUCCUGCGUCAGGGCUACGGGAAGCCGGUGGACUGGUGGGCGAUGGGCGUCAUCCUCUACGAGUUCCUGGUCGGCUGCGCUCCGUUCUUCGGAGACACGCCGGAGGAGCUGUUCGGUCAGGUGAUCAGUGAUGAAAUCAUUUGGCCGGAGGAAGAGGAAGCUCUACCUCAGGAGGCUCAGGAUCUGAUCUGCAAGCUGCUGAGGCAAAACCCACUGGAGAGACUGGGCACAGGAAGUGCCUUCGAGGUGAAGCAGCACUCGUUCUUCACGGAGCUGGACUGGAACAGCCUCCUGAGGCAGAAAGCCGAGUUCAUCCCUCAGCUGGAGUCAGAGGACGACACCAGUUACUUCGACACUCGAUCUGAUCGGUACCACCACCUGGACUCAGAGGAGGAAGACGACACCAACGAUGAAGAACACGUGGAGAUCCGACAGUUCUCCUCCUGCUCGCCGCGCUUCAGCAAGGUCUACAGCAGCAUGGAGCGUCUGUCUCUGCACGAGGAGAAGAGGACGCCUCCUCCCACCAAGCGCAGCCUCAGUGAGGAAGGAGGAGAUCGGAUCGACAGCCUGAGUGGACUGAAGUCCAGAGACCGGUCCUGGCUGGUGGGAUCUCCAGAGAUCCUGCGGAAGCGUUUGUCUGUUUCCGAGUCGUCGCACACGGAGAGCGACUCCAGCCCGCCGCUGACGGUGCGGAGGCGCUGCUGCUCCGCCAUCAUCGAGAUGCCGCGCUUCGCCAUUUCCUCCGAGGAGGAAGGACAAGCUGCAGCAGGAAGUAGGAGGAGUCCCAGCCUCAGCGCCCUGAGGGGUCCGCGGGGGGGGGACGAGCUGCCCCUCGCCAUCCCAGAGCUGCCACUGGAGAGAGAGCUGAGGCUGGACGAGACCCCCACCACCCCGAGCUCCGCCUCCACCGCCCUGAGCUCCGCCUCCACUCAGCUGAGCAAGGCCACGCUCACACCUGGCAGCUCAGGCGACGUGUGUGAACGAGCUAACGGCGCUAACGUCCGAGCAGCUAAAGCCGACAGCGACUCUCCAUCGACUCCGAAAGCCAUCAGCGACCUGGCCGCUCGCCGGGCUCGCCACCGCCUGCUGUCCGGAGACGCCGACAAGCCCACGGCGACUCAGAGCGCCCGGCCGCUCAACAAGGUCAUCAAGUCGGCGUCCGCCACCACGCUGUCGCUCAUGAUCCCGGCAGACCACCACGGAGCCUCCCCAUUGGCCAGCCCCAUGUCCCCCCGCUCGCUGUCGUCCAACCCGUCGUCACGCGACUCCUCGCCGAUCCGGGAUCUGUCCCCGGCCGUGACCAACGUCAAGCCCGCCAUCGUGAUCCACCGAGCGGGGAAGAAGUACGGCUUCACGCUGAGGGCGAUCCGGGUCUACAUGGGCGACUCGGACGUCUACACCGUGCACCACAUGGUCUGGCACGUGGAGGGGAGGGGUCCGGCCCACGACUCGGGCCUGAGGGAGGGCGACCUCAUCACCCACGUGAACGGAGAAGCGGUUCAUGGUCUGGUUCACACCGAGGUGGUGGAGCUCAUCCUGAAGAGCGGCCCCAAAGUUUCCAUCUGUGCCACGCCCUUCGAGAACACGUCCAUCAAAGUGGGACCCGCCCGGAAGACGAGCGGGAAGACCAAGAUGGCGAGACGCAACAAGAAGACCAAGACCAAGGAGGGUCAGGAGAGUAAGAAGAGGACGUCUCUGUUCAGGAAGAUCACCAAGCAGGCGUCUCUGCUGCACACCAGCCGCAGUCUGUCCUCUCUGAACCGCUCCCUGUCCUCGGGGGGGGAGAGCGUCCCCGGCUCGCCCACGCACAACCUGUCCCCACGCAGCCCCACACAGGGCUACAGGUCCACGCCAGACUCCGCCCACUCAGUCGGUGGAAACUCGUCCCAGAGCAGCUCGCCGAGCUCCAGCGUCCCGAACUCGCCGGCGAGCUCGGGUCACAUCCGGCCCAGCUCGCUGCACGGCCUCGCCCCCAAGCUGCAGCGCCAGUACCGCUCGCCACGACGCAAGUCCGCCGGCAACAUCCCUCUCUCCCCUCUGGCUCGCACGCCCUCGCCCACGCCGCAGAGCAGCUCGCCGCAGCGCUCGCCCUCGCCGCUGUCCAGCCACGCCCUGGGACAGUCGUUCCCCGUGAAGCUCCACUCCUCCCCCCCCCUGGUGAGGCAGAUCUCCAGACCCAAGAGCGCCGAGCCGCCGCGCUCGCCGCUCCUCAAGAGGGUGCAGUCUGCCGAGAAGCUGGCGUCCUCCCUCGCCAACUCGCCCUCGUCUCCCUCCGGCGCGGCGGCGGCCGGGGGGGCGGCGGGGGGGAGUCGUAAACACAGUCUGGACAUCUCACACUCAGAGUUCAAGAAGGAGAUUCUGCAGAGAGAGCCGAGUCUUCAGAGUCUUCAGGAGUCGGCCAGCGAGGGACUCGUGUCCUCGGCGGGUCGCGGCGUGGAGACGGGCGUCCUGCAGAAGCACUCGUCCUCCUCGUCCCGGAAGCUGGGACGCCAGGAGGGCGACGGCGGCCUGGUCUCCGGCUCGCUGGGCCUCGCCCCCGGGAAGAGCAAACUGAAGGACAAGCUGUCGGCCAUCAGGCAGGACCGCGCCGAGCGGAGGGAGUCGCUGCAGAAGCAGGACGCCAUCCACGAGGUGGACUCGUCCGAGGACGAGACGGACGAGGGCUCCGAGGACAGCCAGGACGGACGCCGGGGGACGACCUUCACCCCCCCUCCCCUCCUCAGGCCCACCACUGUGAGAACGGGCCCCGGAGGCACGCUGCCCUCCCUCUGCCUCUCGCCCUGCACGCCGCACGCCACCUUCAGCCACACGGGACCCUCGCCGGCGGCCAGGCAGCCCCUCCCCUCGCUGACAGAGACAAGGUCUGGACUGAGAGAGGGAGGCGCGUCCUCCGAGGACGCUCUGAGAACCGAGAGGAAGGUUCUGGAGCCGGGCGCCAUCACUAAACCAGCUCCGGGCCCCCCCCUCCCCUUCUCCACGCCAGGCAGUGCGUUCAUCUCCGUCAGCAGAGACAUGUUCCUCCGACCCGCCACUCCGCCCGAGUCCAGGAGCCUCCGAGCCAGAACCCUGGACAGCCCCAGAACCCCAUCGGCCCCCCCCACUGCAGGCGCCACCGACUGCAGAGCGACCACGAGUGAGACCACGGGCGCCACAGACCAAACCACUGAACCCCCCCGCGCCUCCGGCUCCUCCCCCGGCGUCCCGAAGGAGAGGAAGGAGGCAGACAACCGGAGACUCUGCGCCGCUGUGGCUGCUCCGUCAUCCAGCUCCACCUCCAGUUCAAGUUCUCCGGCUCCGCCCCCUGAGACCGGCGUGGACAAGGUGGCGUCCCAGCUGGCGAUCGUAGCAAAGAGCGUCCUCUGUCCCGUCAAACUGACCACGGCCGCAGACCCGAAGGAGCAGAAACCGUCAGCUGACUCGUUUCCCUCCAAACCGCCUCCUGCUCCUCAGUCGCCAGCGCCACAGCGAGCUGAGCGAGUGGCGUCACUCACGACCCCGGCGCCGCCGACCUGCAAGGACGUCCCCGAGCGCCCGGACACACCCACAUCAGGCUCUGUGAGUCGGGGGAACGCCGCCACGCCUGCACAGCGGGGGGGAGCGGCGAGCCUCCCCGCCGCCGCAGCAGCUGAGCCACAGCGCAAGAGGUUCGAACCCCAGACUGCGACCGCCGCCGCCGCCGCCGCCGCCAUGUCCGCCUGCUCCACGCCACGAGACAAAGCGACCGCCAAGAAGACGUAGCAGCAGAACGCACAGAUCACGUGACUCAGGUUCUCGAACCUCUCGCUGCAUGUCAGGACGAAAACAACCGAAUCAUAAGUUCACCGUGAAACAGAGACUUUGACUUUCACCAUGCGGAGGGGGAGGGGGCGGAGCUUGGUCCCAUGUGGUCGAACCUCUUUCCAUUCCAGACGCUUCGGUUCCUGCGUCUCGACCAAAACACUCGAGGAUUCUCGUCUUUCUCUUUCUUUACGGAGCCGGAGAUCAGGAGCUCGCAGCGUCCUCACUCCCAGUUUCCUGCUGCUGCUUCAUCAACUUCCUGUUCGUCGCUUCCUCCCCUUGGCGUGCUCUCAGCCAGCAGGGGGCGCCCAGCGUACGAUUAGCAAACUGCACAAACGCAUCACAGUUUGUUUAGUGUAGAUCUGCGUCUUUGUUUAGAACCGGCUCCGGUCCCGAGGAUCCGGCUGCAGCUGCUUCCCUCAGUUCAGACUCACAGGCAGUUUACAGAGUUCUGUGUGAUCGUUGGAUCGAGGUUCGACAGACGAGUGCAAACGGAGGCGGAGCCACAGAUCGUAAAGACUGUGUCUGAAUUCUGAAUCUUCACGAACUCCACGUUCACUGCGGCCGGUUCGAUUCCGAGUCGAUUUUCACAUAAUUGGAAAACAAAGACUAAACAGAUGUCAUCCGGCUCAACAUGUGAUCGUUAGCUAAGAUGCUACACGAUCGACUUUUAAAGUUAGUUUAAAUUCUCACAUUUUUCUCAGCGGUUUAUUCGUCCUCGCUCAUUUUUUAUUAAAAAACCGUCGCUUUACGAGUUAAAAGGACAAAACGUCGGCACAGGAACAUUAAUCAUUGAGCUGCAGUUAUUACAUUUCCUCAAAGUAAAGAUUCAGAUUCUAUAAACACGCUGAGGCUUGACCUAGCAUAUUAGCAUUAGCAUGAUUAGGCCCUGGAUAGGCUCCUCCUCUUCACGUCUCUGUCAAGCUAACAAACCUUCAGUUCCCGACACAAAGACACGAGUUUACAUCCUGUGAGUUUCUGGGUUCCGAGCUGCAGCGAAGGAUCGGACUCGUCACUUCCUGCCCCCCCGACAGCCGUUUGUUUUCUAUCUGGACCAAGUCGCUGUCACCAGACUUCACUUUGUGUUGUUGUGAGGGAGACGCUCAUCUGUGCAUGGUUGUGUGUAUAUAUAAGAGUAUUUAUCUGUUGUUCUCCUGUUUUAUACCCUGAGAGUGUGUGUGUGUGUGUGU
This is a messenger RNA of Limanda limanda (common dab), 7415 nucleotides long. It is a transcript of the gene mast2, whose product is annotated as microtubule associated serine/threonine kinase 2. Lineage: Eukaryota; Metazoa; Chordata; Actinopteri; Pleuronectiformes; Pleuronectidae. The transcript has 32 exons. The record is from RefSeq and is a predicted model, not a curated record. Gene Ontology annotation, molecular function: protein serine/threonine kinase activity; ATP binding; magnesium ion binding. Bases 385 to 6186 code for a protein of 1933 amino acids. Gene Ontology annotation, cellular component: microtubule cytoskeleton. Gene Ontology annotation, biological process: intracellular signal transduction; peptidyl-serine phosphorylation.